Molecule: messenger RNA, 2242 nt
Organism: Cariama cristata (Red-legged seriema)
Lineage: Eukaryota; Metazoa; Chordata; Aves; Cariamiformes; Cariamidae
Product: DENN domain-containing protein 5B
Exons: 9
Molecular function (GO): small GTPase binding; guanyl-nucleotide exchange factor activity
Source: RefSeq, a predicted model, not a curated record
CUUUCUUAGCUGUGCAUGCCCAAAGGGCUGUCUUUCAGGACGCAGGCAGAUAACAGAGAUCCACAGCUCCAUUCGUUCAUCAUCACCAGAGAAGAUGGCUCUCGUACGUACGGGUUUGUGCUCACGUUCUACGAGGAGGUCACGAGCAAGCAGAUAUGCACAGCCAUGCAAACGCUCUACCAGAUGCACAACGCAGAGCAAUACAGCAGCGUCUGUGCCUCCUCCUCAUGCAGCAUGGACUCCCUGGCCAGCAGUAUCGACGAGGGCGACGCCACGUCCCUCGCCAAGCUCCAGCGGUACAACUCCUACGACAUCAGCAGAGACACACUGUACGUCUCCAAAUGCAUAUGCCUCAUCACCCCUCUGCCCUUCAUGCAAGCCUGCAAGAAAUUCCUGAUCCAGCUCUACAAAGCGGUGACCUCCCAGCAGCCGCCACCUCUGCCCCUGGAGAGCUACAUCCACAACAUCCUCUACGAGGUGCCCCUGCCACCCCCGGGGAGGUCGCUGAAGUUUUACGGGGUUUAUGAGCCCAUCAUUUGCCAGAGACCUGGGCCCAACGAGCUGCCACUCUCUGACUACCCGCUGCGGGAGGUCUUCGAGCUGCUGGGCCUGGAGAACCUGGUCCAGGUUUUCACCUGCGUUCUUCUGGAGAUGCAGAUCCUUCUGUACUCACAAGAUUAUCAGCGUCUGAUGACGGUGGCAGAGGGGAUCACGACGCUGCUGUUCCCGUUUCAGUGGCAGCACGUGUAUGUCCCCAUCCUUCCUGCCUCUCUCCUGCAUUUUCUGGAUGCUCCUGUUCCCUACUUGAUGGGGCUGCAGUCCAAAGAGGGAACCGACCGCUCCAAGCUGGAGCUGCCUCAGGAGGCAAACUUGUGCUUUGUAGACAUCGAUAACCAUUUCAUCGAACUGCCAGAGGAAUUCCCCCAGUUCCCCAACAAGCUGGAGUUUAUCCAGGAAAUCUCCGAGGUUCUCCUGCAGUUUGGGAUCCCGCCGGAGGGUAACCUGCACUGCAGUGACAGUGCCACCAAACUAAAGAACCUGGUUCUUAGCGAUUUGGUGAAUGACAAGAAGAAUGGGAACAUCCCCGGCAACGCCCUCAGCAUGUACGAACUGCUGAAAGGCAACGAGACGAUCGCCCGCCUGCAAGCCCUCGCCAAAAGAACGGGCGUGACGAUGGAAAAAAUGACCAUCACGGCUCCCCUCGUGGAGAAGGAGAAGGAUGGGAAAUUGCCAUGUGAGGAGGUGGAGCUGAGGGACUACAAACUGAACGUGCAGCUUCGCGAGGUUUUCGCCAACCGCUUCACACAGAUGUUUGCAGACUAUGAGGCUUUCGUCAUUCAAGCUGCCCCCGAUAUGGAGUCGUGGCUGACAAACAGGGAACAAAUGCAAAACUUUGACAAAGCUUCCUUCCUUUCGGACCAACCCGAGCCUUACCUCCCAUUCCUUUCACACUUCAUCGAAACACAGAUGUUUGCAACCUUCAUAGAUAAUAAGAUAAUCUCCCAGUGGGAAGAGAAGGAUCCUUUUCUGCGAGUUUUUGACUCCCGAAUUGAGAAAAUAAGGCUAUAUAAUGUAAGGGCCCCUGCACUGCGGACAUCCAACUAUCAGAAAUGCAGCACUUUGAAAGAAGCAGCCCAAUCCAUCGAGCAGCGGCUGAUGAAGAUUGAUCACACAGCUAUCCACCCACACUUACUUGAUAUGAAGAUCGGCCAAGGGAAAUACGAACAAGGGUUCUUCCCGAAGUUGCAAUCGGAUGUCUUGGCAACGGGACCGACCAAUAACAACCGCUGGGCCAGUCGCAGCAGCACCGCACAGCGGAGGAAGGACCGCCUGCGGCAGCACUCAGAGCACAUCGGGCUGGACAACGAUUUGAGGGAGAAAUACAUGCAGGAGGCAAGGAGUUUAGGAAAAAAUUUGAGGCAGCCCAAACUCUCAGACCUCUCUCCAGCUGUGAUUGCCCAGACCAACUGGAAAUUUGUGGAAGGGUUACUGAAAGAAUGUCGCAUGAAGACUAAACGCAUGUUGGUAGAGAAAAUGGGCCAUGAAGCGGUUGAGCUGGGACAUGGAGAAGCUAAUAUAACAGGUCUGGAGGAAAAUACGUUGAUUGCUAGUCUCUGUGAUCUGCUAGAAAGAAUCUGGAGCCAUGGUCUGCAGGUUAAGCAGGGGAAAUCUGCUUUGUGGUCACAUUUACUUCAGUACCAGGAGAGAGAAGAGAAGCAAGAGCAUAGUGCAGAGUCCCCAG